Acaulospora colombiana is the source of this 1029-nucleotide messenger RNA. NCBI's taxonomy places the organism in Eukaryota, Fungi, Glomeromycota, Glomeromycetes, Diversisporales, Acaulosporaceae. The record is from the annotation of a GenBank genome assembly.
UAUCGCAGCCACUCGACGACUACAUUGGGCUAUUUGGAACAGGCACUCAAGGUGUUCCAUUCCCUCAAGAACGUAUUUAUCAAAAACCAAGCCCGCCGUGGAAAGAAUGGCGUCAUUCGACAUUUUUCCAUUCCAAAAUUGGCAGGUCUCCAUGCGUACUUAUAUCAUAUACCACGUAUGGGCACAGCCGUUCAAUUCUCUACCGAAAUAACUGAAAACUGUCACCAGACCAUGGCCAAAAUGGCUUAUAGGGCGACGAAUCGCAAAGACUUCUUUGUUCAGAUGUGCGCCUACUUGAACCGCGACGCAAUCUUUUCCCUCAUGGAGGACCUUAGUAACUGGGCUGCAGGGAGUGGAGUGAGGGAAUUGGCCAUCCAUGGUGUGGCCGGAAGUCUGUCUAACAGUUUUGUUGAACGGAUGGCUGCUGCUGCGAAGCGGCAGGAACAACUCGAAAUUCGUCGGCAAUCUAGAGCAAGAAACGCCCAUGUAUGGCUUACUGUCAAGCCUGAUCAGCAAAAUAUUCUCUACGACAGCAUUGCGCAAUUUUAUGGGCUCCAUGGUCAUCGCAUAGCGUUGACGCAACUUCUCGACCAGUACAGCACUAGAGACUUCCCGGUGGACUUGGCCACGCUACAUUGUGAUGUAUGGUUCCGGUUUCGCAUUCAACGACCAACUGUACAAGAUGAAGAUGAGCUUGCAGACACGCGAACUGUCCAAGCAAUCCCCCCUCCUGUACAAAAGAAUCGCCAUGGGCUCUGUAACUGUGUACUGAUCAAGGAUGAUCCGAAUGCAGAGGAUACUGGUGUAAAAGGUGCAGAUAAUAGCUGCCUUCAUCACACCCACUGCACGACACACCUUUGGUUUACUACUAUUGCUUCACGAAGAUACCAGCCAGUACCCAAGCAGAUCUCAAUAUGUACAAAAUUGAGUACAAGUAUGAUCAAAAUAAAUGUCGCGUUGGAGCGAUUGUGCCUCUCAGUUCAGUCUGCAGGCUGGUGCAGCUUGUUCCAUCGUUUGGACGACGCAUGA